AUGGCCGUCCCUUCGACUACCCCAGAGAUUCUGGUGAGCGGCUUCUCCCAAGGGCUCACUGAUGAGGGUUUCUACAAUGAGUUUUCUACGUCUAACUUCACCUUGCAGCUGUUGCUGUUGGAAACGGCGGAGGUAGCAGAUUCACUAACCAUCCUUUAUCAACGAUCACCGGAGGGGUUCUCCAGCGGUUCCUAUCAAUUAUCCGCCCAUCAACAACUCCCAUUGCUCUGUGUGGUUCAGAUAUGCGAUUUCCAGAUUUUCCCUGCACUUACAGUUUCAGAUCUACUUUUGGGUCAACGUCGGUCUUCAUGCGAUAAAUUGCUUGAGCUGGAUCCAGAGAUUGAGAGGACUUUUAGAGCUUUGAGGAUUCAAGAGAGAACACCAGAAAUUUCUGGAAGUAAUUUUCAAGUUUUGGAUAAUUCAAUGGCAGAGAACAACUUGACUAUGAAAGAGCUGGCGGCUCCUGAUAUGACUUGCAAAUAUUCUUGUAUUACUUAUCCAGGCUUGUCAGUGGAUUUCGAGCUCAGAUCGGGUUUAAUUCAUUUGCUUCCUAAAUUUCAAGGCUUACCAGGAGAAGAUCCUAACCGGUAUUUGCAUGAGUUCCAUGUUGUUUGCUCCACUAUGAAGCCACAGGGCAUUUCAGAGGAGGAUAUCAAGUUGAGAGCCUUUCCAUUUUCAUUGUCAGUAUCAGCAAAGGAAUGGUGGUAGUAUCUUCCAGCCGGAUGUAUUACGAGUUGGAUUGGUAUGAAGAGGGCAUUUUUAGAGAAAUACUUCCCAGCUUUGAGAACCACAACUAUAAGGUAGAGCAUUUGCUGUAUUCAACAAGUUGUGGAGGAGACACUUUAUGAUUACUGGGAAAGAUUCAAGAAAUUAUGUUCAAGCUGUCCUCAACAUCAAAUUAGUGACCAGCUACUUGUUCAAUAUUUUUAUGAUGGAUUGUUACCUAUGGAUAGGAGCAUGAUUGAUGCUGCAGUUGGAGGUGCUUUGGUUAACAAGACUCCAGAACAAGCAAGGGAGCUCAUUGCAAAUAUGGCAGAAAAUUCUCAACAAUUUGGGAGUAGGGCACUUACUACUAGAGGAGUUGGCGAAGUUCAAACAGUCUCUAACGAGCAAAAGGAGAUCAAGAGUUCAUUGUUGGAGUUGACAUCUUUAGUCAAACAAAUGACGUUGAAUAUAAUGCAGCAAAUUUUGCAACAUCAACAAUUAGUUUUACAGCAACAUCAACAAAAGAUGGAGGAUUGAUUCUGCUUUGCAAAAUAUUGAGAGACAAAUUGGCCAGCUAGCAAGCAACGUAAAUCAAAUGCAAGCCCAAGGAUCAAGUCAAUUGCCUUCACAAACAACUCCAAAUCCUAAGGGAAAUGUCAGUGCAUUGACUCUGCGAAGUGGCAAGACAACUUCAGAAUUAAUUCGGAAUGUUCCAAGUGGAUCAAAUUUGGUCUCACCAAAUUCAAUUCCAGCUUCAACAAAUGUUGUGUAACCUCUAGAUGUUGUUCAAAAUAAGUUAAAUUCUAGUGCAAAUAAGUUUCAAAAUUUUCCAGCAUCUUCAGCCCAAACAGAUUCUGCACUAUCUGGAAAUGUUGGAACUGGUCGACCGGAUUCUGUACAGCCAGUAUUAUCAGAUCCUACUCAACUUGAUGGCUCAGCAGUAGCUCCAAUAACAACUCAAAAUUUGGACAGAAAUUCACAAUGGCAAGGUGCUGAUAUUCACAUCCCUUUGCCUUUUCCUCAAAGAAAAGUCCAACAAAGAAAGAAUGUAGAGGAAGAGAAAGCUAGAGAAUUUCAAGACCUUGUGAAUUUAUUCAACAAAGUAGAGGUGAAUGUGCCUUUGUUGACAAUGAUCAAGCAAAUUCUAAAAUAUGCUAAGUUUCUCAAGGAUCUAUGUGUGCACAAGAAGAAAUUGAAGGGGAAUGAAUUGAUUAGCAUGGGAAAGAAGGUUUCAGCACUUAUUCAGCCAGUUCCGAAAAAAUGUGAAGAUCCUGGAGUUUUCACUAUGCCUUGUGAGAUUGGAAGUUGUGUUUUCGAAGAUGCUAUGUUAGAUUUGGGAGCUUCAAUUAAUGUAAUGCCAAAGUCAGUCUUUUAGACACUUGGAAUUGGUCCUCUACAGCCAACAGGAGUUGUUAUUCAAUUAGCUAACCGUAGCCAAGCUCAUCCUGCUGGGGUGAUUGAAGAUGUGUUGGUAAAGGUGAGAGAACUUAUUUUUCCUGCAGAUUUCUAUAUCCUGGAUAUGGAGGGCGAUUUACUUGCAAAUAGAUCUCCACUCAUUCUUGGUAGGCCAUUCCUGAAGACUGCAA
This is a messenger RNA of Zingiber officinale, 2291 nucleotides long. RefSeq lists its product as uncharacterized. The transcript is spliced from 3 exons. Bases 1 to 708 code for a protein of 235 amino acids. Lineage: Eukaryota; Viridiplantae; Streptophyta; Magnoliopsida; Zingiberales; Zingiberaceae. The record is from RefSeq and is a predicted model, not a curated record.